This is a messenger RNA of Limulus polyphemus (Atlantic horseshoe crab), 2207 nucleotides long. RefSeq names its product myocyte-specific enhancer factor 2C-like. Bases 28 to 1176 code for a protein of 382 amino acids. Gene Ontology annotation, biological process: regulation of transcription by RNA polymerase II. The transcript has 7 exons. NCBI's taxonomy places the organism in Eukaryota, Metazoa, Arthropoda, Merostomata, Xiphosura, Limulidae. Gene Ontology annotation, molecular function: RNA polymerase II cis-regulatory region sequence-specific DNA binding; protein dimerization activity; DNA-binding transcription factor activity, RNA polymerase II-specific. The record is from RefSeq and is a predicted model, not a curated record.
GACUUUUAAAAGCGAAAGUUCGGGCUCAUGAAGAAGGCUUACGAACUCAGCGUCUUGUGCAACUGCGAGAUUGCGCUAAUCAUUUUUAACACCACCAACAAACUGUUUCAGUACGCAAGCACAGACAUGGAUAAGAUACUGUUGAAGUACACUGAAUACAACGAACCUCAUGAAAGCAGAACCAACAGUGACAUUAUGGAAGCGAUAUUUAAGAAAGAACACAAGAGCACAAUGAAUGAAUGCAGCAGUCCUGAUAAUGACGUUGAUGACUUCUUCCUUCCUUCACAAAGGGAAGAGACGUAUCCUCGCAGUAUACACCAAAAUGAAACUAGACAGCAACAAAUGAAUGUGAACCAUUUGGUUGGACUCCAGUCUCUUACAGUACCAAUUAAUCAAUCGGUAUACGACACAAACAGUGCUGGCCAAGUCAUGCAGCUAUCACCACAGGUGUCGCCACCCGUACCUCUUAGCCGCCAUCUUAGUCCUACAGGAAACAUGUCAGAAGUUCCUCCGAUAAAUCCUCAAGGUUAUCAUCAUCAUUCGCAAGAAAACAACGCGACCUUGGGAAACAGAUCAUCUAGUGGGCUAGCCAUAAAACAACAAGGAUCUCUCAGUAGGCAACAUCUUUCCCAUUCUCAGAAUGAAUAUAGGCCCAAUGGUCAGUUAGUGGUAUCUCAUGCCAACAGCAGAGCAAAUAACACAAUGUCGCCCAACAUGAUUCAUUCCCCAGUGAUGACAUCGCCACAUAUGCGAAGUAUUAGCAAUUAUUCUCAGUCCAAUGGAGUUUCCUCUUCUUUCCAAACAGAUGAUUUCCAGCUCAGUACCGAGUUGAACCUCUCGGGUUACCCUACAUCAAGUCCGCUCACCAGCUGGUCGGCAGGUGAUCAAAGACUGUUGUUGCCGGUAGCUAUCACCAGGAGUUCUCACCCGGUUGCCAACGGGUCACAUCAGCUUUCCGCUACCCCACCACCUUCGUCUAACUCGCCGCAUCAAGUGAGAAUCAAAAUGGAGCCUGUCUCUCCCUCUCGUGAUAUCUCUCACUUGAGACCUUCCUCAAUACCAGAACACUUUCUACUGGGGGAACAUCUGAGGGAGCAUCUUCCAAGGUCAUCUCCUGGCUGUAGAGAGCUCGAAUUGAAACGGUCACGUCUUUCCGUAGACGUGUGGGCUACAUAGUUCUUAAGAAAAUACUCUAAUGGCCAAACGCAAGAGGUACUGACCACUCUUGAGUCUGCAGCAAUUUUCCAUUGUUAGCGGUAACCUUGAUGACCAAAAUAAGCGGCUGUAAUUAACGAAGAAGUUUGUUGUUGUUUUUUUGGUGGCGGUAAUUCACUAGAUAGUUGUUAAAACUAGCUAGUAAAUCAACAUUAAUUUGAAGACGCUUGUUAGGUAAUCAUAAACAGGUCUGGUGUAUUAGAUACUAACUGUUUGAAAACAGUAUUGUAUCUUAUGUAAUGCUUGAAAAAUACAGAAGACAAAAUGUCCAUAGUGAUUCUACCGGUAUGUGUUAAUCAGUAUCUUUAAUGUCACAGUAGUGUCUGAUUUACGAAACGAAAGAGAAAAAAAAGUGACAAUUUUUUUUCGAAACUCUGAGAAAGUGGCGUCAAGGUCACUUGCACCGAAUGAAGGUCAAAGUGUUUAUGCUCUGAAUCCAACUGCUUAGCCAGUGAUGCUGACUGAAAGGAACGUCUGGAAAACCAAACGUUUUAACUAAGUUUGUUGAUUUUUCUGUUAAACAGAAAAUAAUGUUGUGUAUUAGUCGAUUAUAAAGUUAACCACGUGAUUCAUGUGUAAAUUAAAAAUGAUUCUAGAGUGACUAAUAUAUUUAAAAGUGUAUGAAAGAAGAAAAAUGCCUUAUUGAUUAACAUCUCGUUAUUUAGUUUCAGAUGGCACUGUUGUGUAAAGAUGGCACGUGAGUGUAAAGAUGGCACGUAUGUGUAUUUAUUCAUAUCACGUAUGUUUAUGCAUGUUAGUAUACAAAACAUUGUACUGGGUUUCGAUUCUCACUUUAUUAAGACGUAUUUCGGAUCGUCUUUUAUUUUUGUUAAAGAGUUAUAGCACUUAACGGAAGGUCUCUGGGACGGUGACCUGUGAUAAACAUAAUAUUAACAUUUGCUGAUAACUGUUUGUGCAGUUGUUUGUUUAGUGCACGAGCUUGUAAGCCAUACGAAAAUAAAAACAUAAAACAAUUAGUUAGAAAUAUAAAG